AUGAAAAAGAUCCAGUACAUCGGCACCGCAUGCCCGUUCUGCAAAGGAGACAUUGACGUUCAUGUCGAGAGACGAGAGGACGUAUUUGGGGAGUGGGACAUACACCCCAAGAUCCCGGUGGAAAACGACCCCGACCAGCAGCUGGCCGCUAGGUUCGAUGCCUACAAGGAGUAUUACAUUCUCAGGCUCCUCCUCCUCAUGCACAGGAUCUUGACGAGUCCUUACCCCAUCGCCUCCGAGAGCUUGGAAUGGAGCCAGAUCAUCGACACUUGCUGGCAAGAGACCUUCUGCAAAGUGGUCUUCAGUCAUGUUGGACACGCCAUGGAUGUGUGCGACUGCCCCUCGACCAAGGAGGAGUGGCGCGUCAACCCCGCCAUCACGUUGAGAAAGAACGAGGCGGAGUCCGUCCUUGAGGGUAUCGACAAGAUACCUCGCGGCGAGCGCGAACGGUUCUGGAUGGGGCGUAUCUUCAGAUACGACGCAGCCACCAACGUUUACACAGAAGACUGGACAGUCACCGACAGAGCACGACAAAUCUAUGGCCUGUAUCGUGCCAGCGACUUCCCCGAAUACCAGAUGCAGUACGUCGACGUCGACUUCGACGCCUGUGCCAAACGGUACGACAGGCUCGUAGACCUCGGGGACGACUGCCACGAGGAACUAAUCAAACGGGGGCCCCAAGUCUCGCAAAGCUACCCGUACAACAACGCCACCUUCCACACACGAAGGGUCCAGUGGAUGGACCUGGACAACUGGCCGUCGGCGCUUCUACGUCGCGAGACGCUCUUGCAGUGGAUGUUCAUGUUCCUCGCGUACGACGCAGGGCUCGACGAGGAGGUGAUGAUGUUCCUCGGCGGCGCUCUCCUCGCCAUCCUGAACCCCUACCCGUCCAUUCGGACAAGGUCGCACCCGUCGCAUAAGAAGCCGGAGUGCCUCGACCCGGACCUCGCCGCUUGGGAUGUGCUGCAGGAAUGCGUCUUCGAGCUCGAGAACCACUGGCCUCUGCUCGCUCGCAGGAGCGAGAUCCAGGAGAACCUCUACGACGCCGCGCACGAGACGUCGGCCCUGGUGAAGUUGAUCAGGCGCAACAGGCGCAUCAUCGCGAACGACAUCAAUUCCCGGAACCAGGCGGCCGAUCGCGGCGUCAAGGCCUUUGCGGUCAAGCCGCAGGAGGCUAUCAAUCAGGGACAGACGCAGUGCUCGGUGUGUACGGACACGUGGGGCUCGCAGCCCUUCCACCAGCCCGUUAAGAUGCCGUGCUGCAAGGCGUUUGUCGGGGCGCGGUGUCUCAAGCAGUGGCUGGCGUCGAGACCGCUUCGCGGGGCCGAAGAGGACGUCUCCGAGGACGAUACUACGUGGGCGCAGGGUUGGAAAUGCUUGCUGUGCCGGGCUCCGAUAGGCGACAAGUUCCGGCCGAAGCUGCGUGAGCAUCAAAGGCUUGGCCCGGAUAAUCUUCGAGAUUUAGCCUUCAACAACGUGUCGAAGAGUUUUGAGCAGCCAUCGUGGUGGUGGGGGAGUAAGCUCUUCGAGCAUCAGAUGAAUGGAGGGCCAUCGCAAUCUUAG
Molecule: messenger RNA, 1563 nt
Organism: Colletotrichum chrysophilum
Lineage: Eukaryota; Fungi; Ascomycota; Sordariomycetes; Glomerellales; Glomerellaceae
Exons: 1
Coding region: 1-1563 (520 amino acids)
Source: RefSeq, a predicted model, not a curated record